CGCCUCCUUGUUUUUGUGCUUGUUUAUUUGUUAGCUGUCUGAGCCAGGACCAAGGGCCAACCCCGGGGUCAACUGCCGCCCGCACUGCCGGCUCACCCCUCCCCGGCGUCGCGCCAGCGCUCUGCGCAUGCGUCCUGCCGCUCUACGCAGGCGCAGCGUGGGACGCGGCGGCGGCGGCGAUGGGCGGGAGGUUGGCGCGCGUGUUCCGGACAUUCAAUGUGGAGAGCCGGGCGCGCCGCGAGAUCAGCAAGGAGAAGCCCACCCCCGCGCCGCGCCACCCCACCAGCCGUUUGGACGCGCUGACCGACCACCCCGAGAUACAACAAGAAAUUUACAGGAAGGACGACAGGCUCCUCACCUUGUUAAAAGACGUUUAUGUGGAGUCCAGAGACCCCCCGGCGCGGGUAAAAGAUGGAGGUGGUGAAUGUCUUCCACGUAAACAGGAGGAAAAGAGAUUGACAAAACUAGGUCAACUGCAAGAGCUAGAUAUUAAGAAAGUUUCCAAAGGCAAAAUUUCCAUUGUGGAGGCUCUGACGCUUCUUAAUAAUCAUAAACUUCAUCCUGAGAUAUGGACUGCAGAGAAAAUAGCAGCAGAAUACAGUCUGGAACUGAAGGAAGUCAACUCUCUUCUGGAAUUCUUCAUUCCUUUUUCCUUGCAAGAAUUUCCUAAAGAAACAAGAAAAGCUAUAAAACCAACAUAAAAAUAAUUAUGAAAGACUUGUGUGAUCUUGCUUGCGUCUUAAUUAUACUCCUAAGUAUAUUUGGUGUCUGAAGAGUGCUGGUAACGUGUUAUCCAGCAAGGCUGCUGUCUUGUACCAAAAAGAUGUAUUCAGGCAAUUCCAUUCUGUAUUUGAUGGCUUCAGUUAAAUGUGGUAAUUACAAGACAGAGUGUGUAAACCAGAUUUUAACAACUAAGAUGUGUGAGACCCUGUCACAGGAUUCUGAUUGUUGCAUUCAAGCAUUUUCCAUCUAGUUAAAUUAUGCAAGUUUGAUUUAGAAAUUUAACUUAAAAAAAAAAAAAAAAAAAAAAAAAAACAAAGCCCAAACAGGUUGCCUUUCUUAACAGACUUCCUGGCUUCCAGCAAAAUCAGUGCUCUGUGUGUAUUAGCUUUGUAAUUCAUGUUGCAAGGACUUGCUCUCAAGGUGUGUGUAUAUUAAAGCAGCUGUAUUUCUAUUGUAUAGAAGUUAAAUAGUACUUACCCUUUACAAAGAGAGUUAGCUGCAAGAAGAUUUAGGAAAUUCAGCUGUGUCAAAAUAUAAAGGUGAAUAGCAAGAAGGCCUCUUCCUGAUGACUAAUGUGUGACCCCUCUUCCACUCCAUUCUGAUUUUGCUGAAUGAUCUGUACCUCCCCAGGUACUAUCCAUCAGUCAAUGAAUUUGGAGAGUGAAAAUCUAGUAUCAUGGCAGUCUUUUGCAGAGGCUUCUGGCACUUGCUGUAUGAGAAGUAAUGGUUCAUAUAGUAGGUAGCUAUUAAAUGCAAUUCUUUCUACUGACUGUACCCACUAGUAGACCUGUUGUAAAUGUCUACCUGUGCUGUUGUAAUAACCCCUUUUUCCCUGCGGAAGCCUUCUCUGAUUUGUCCAAGUACAAGCUUAGAUCAGUGUGUUCACUGAUAAACAACUUUUCCUCAUGCUACCACACUUGAGAUGAACAGCAUCCUUUAGUUGUUAGUAAAGGCAGUUAAACUGAGGAGAUAACUGGACUGUAGCCUUGAUACUCUUGACUGUUUGAGUUUGUGUAGAUAAGGAGGAAGUUUAGCACUGCUGGCAAGUACUGACUAGCGAAAACUUGUUCAUGUUUUCCAGCUAACCUAGAAAAGAAAGCAGAAUUUAUGUUUAAAAUUACAGUAUGGUUGCCUUCAUUUAAAAAAAAAAGAAGUUAAAAUGUUUACAUUGUAAUGUGAAUGUUUCUAAUGUCCAUCGCCAAAAAAGCUAAAUGUAACUUCCUUUUUAACAGGUUCUCUGUCAGGUCUUAGAAUUCUGAUUAUGGUAAAUAUUUUACCAAGAACAACAUCACAUUUCACAGCAAGAUUCUUACCGCUUCCCUGAGAUGGAACAAAGUAUUUAAUUACAGUUUACCACAGUGUAUGCAAGGGUUUUUUUUUUUUUAAGUACAUAUCACUAUAGACUAGUGAAAGAUUGUGUAAAAAUUCUGAUUUGUCUUGGAUGUAGGUGAUGGCCUGGUCCCUGUUGCUGUAACUUAACAGGGACAGACCUGAACUGAAAAUAACAGAUAACACUUCUGAGCUGUGAACCGCAUUAUAAUUUACUUGUUUUCCACAAAAUACCUUUCUAUGCUGUAACAGAAACACUGUAUUUUUUGAAUACUGUUCAUCCUAGUGUGAUAUUUAAGGUGGCAAUCAGAAAGAACAGCUGUGGAAUAUGUUUGAUACAGAUACUUUUUUUUUAUUAUAGGAGACCCUCUGAUUUCCUUUUUUGAAAGUGGAUCUUCUAUGAUGCAUUGGAGUUGAUUAAAAACUUGUUCUACAAUCAGCAAUAGACAACACUUUAGCCAUGCCCUUUGACUCAGUACUUAUUUUGGUAUUUCCUUUACACUUUUAACUUGGUUUUGUCUAUUCCCUCUCCCAUGGCUGUUAGCUGUUGGCAUAAGGAAAAGGUGUUCUUCAAGUAGAUGUUUUGAAGUGUUAAUUGUGGAGAAUUUGUGGGGAUCUGACAUACAAGCUUAUGGGAAUCUUAUGUGGAUAAUUUCUCAUGUUUCAUUUCCAUGAAUGUGUUGUGCCAAAUUUCAAAUAUUUUUGAUCGCUGUGUAGAAUUACUAAAUUUGGUAAAGAACUACCUACAUUGUUCUGUAGGAAUGUUCCAGCAGGUAUUCUGGCUUCCAGACUUGAAUUUUCCCUGAGAUGUCUCUAGGGGGAGUAUAUUUGCUCACUUAUCCGUGUUUUCUGGGAUGUUCCCACUUCAGUGCAUCCGUUUCUCCAGCUUCAUUCUGUAAGUUUGUAUUCCCAGUCUUCUCUGCCAGUUUCUAUGAAAACUUUAUGUAGCUGCACUUUUUGCUUUUUACUAACUCACAGGCAAAUGUUGCUUAUAUUCUGCUGUCACAGUAUCAAUGACCUGUUUCAUUUCAGCAGGGUGGUAUGGUGCCUUCCAGGAGUAGCAUCUCUGAGGUACAGAUGAGAGGACUGAGCAAAUGUUUUGUUCUGGCAAACUUGUGACAAAUUUUCAAAAGGGAUGUAGCUUUUCAUACAUCUUCAAAAUUUGUCCUUUGAGGUAUUUUAAACUAAAAUAGAUCUUGUGCUGCCUUUCUUUGUAUUAAUAGUAGCCAGGUUCUUGCAAUUUGAUGCUGAGAUAGCAAGAUCAGAGUUGUAAGGCAGGAAAAAGGUUUAACUCCACUUUCUGUGCAGUUCAGUUAGAGAGAACUUCAGUAAAAAAAUCUAUUUUUCUCUAGUUAUCCAGCACAGGGAACUUGUCUUUUAAGCCAUAUUUUUACCCAAGAAGGAAAGAAAAUGAUGCUCAUAAGUUAGAUUUGUGUACUAAACUUAAAGAGUAUUUUAUUUCUGUGCUGAAAAAUGGGGUCAAACCUCAAGUAGUCGUAAUACAGGAUUGAAAACGCUGAAGUUUAACAGAGUGUCUUUGUUUAAAAGGGCCUUUUUUCAUUUAAGAUCAUACUUUCUUGUUUGAAAUUCCAGGAAGCUUCAGGUUUCAUAGUUCUGUGCUGGAAGGUUUUUAACAGGAGUUUUCUGAUUGUCACAUGGCAGUGGUGCUAAAUUCACAGCAACAGCUAUAGAGACCUGCUCAGUGAAGGCACGUUUCAGGUGCAGAUGGCUUUUGGAAGUUGAGACUGGUAGGGCGAGGAAGCUGUGCACUGACUGACAUGCUAUUAAUGAUCAAACCACUGCACUGGUGCUUAUCAUUACUGAAUAUGUCUCGGUAAUCUGUAAACCCAGUGAAUUUUGUAACCUUCCAUGGUUGGGGUAGGUACUGCCAUGUUAUUAUCAGUGCUAAAUAUUUUCUGUUGAGGGCUUCCAGAGAAAGCUUUUGCAGUAGGGAGAACAGCGCCCUAGAAGGAGAUGACAGGCUACUUAGCCCGCAUCAGGAUUAGGUGUUGUAAGAGAGUGCAGUAGGUCCAUCCAUGUUUUUUGGCCUGGCAAAGUACAGCACUGCUGUUACAAGAGAAGAAACUGGAAUGGAACUGUGGCAGAAUAGUCAGCUCCUAUGAGGAUUUAUUGCCCAGAAGUGGAAAAUGCAAGGGAUUUGUAGGACUGAAUGAUGAUUUCUUGCCCAGAAGUGGAAAAUUCAAGGCAUUUGUAGGACUGAAGCCACGAGGCUAGGUGCACAGGAGCAGCCAUACCUGUGAGUGGGGUUGCCCUAGAGAGCAGAGUCCAUCAGUGUUGCUGGUGUUAGCCAGGCUUAUUCCUGCCACAGGUUUCUGUAAGCAGAAGCAUGGAUGUAAAGCAACUGGUAGGUCUGCUUAUGUGAGAGAUGAUUGGAGGAAGGAAAGCAGCUCUGGCAGCCUGCAUGUGGCUGGGAAUGCUCUGCUGGUGGUAAUUGCCUGUCCUGGCACAGAGGAAAAUAAAAAGUGAAGGCAUAGUCUUCAGAGUGUUUUCUUUGAACUAAAGUAUUUCCUGUUCUUAAUUGCACAGAGCUUUGUUCCCAGGAAAAAAAAAAAAAAAAGCACAGAGCAGGUUGUGAUUCAAGCAGUUCUUACUCGCCCCAGGCCAGGUGCUGCCUGGGCUCUGCUAGCCAGCAUGGCCAGAACUGUGCUGCAGGGCUGAGGUGCUGGGCAGGAGCCUGAGGCUGUGUGCUGUCACUCUCAGUUGUCUUCGGUCCUGGUCCCUUGUGCUGGCAGCACAGCGCUGUACCCUAAAGCAUGCCACAGGCCGGGCCAUGAGCUCCCUCCUCUUAAAGAUGAGAGGUGGGUUUGAAUUCCUGUAUUUAGAACUCAGAAGUGGUCUUUUUCUCUUGUCUGCAUCAGCUGCAAUCCUUUGGUUGGAUCAAACAUACAUUCACCUUACUCCUAUUACCAGCCAUGUCCACAGGGGGGGAAAAGUUACUAAAAUUGGGUAUAGUACCAAAAUGUGACUGAAUUUUUUGAGUACAUUAUCCAUAAAUUUUUUUAUUUGGGAUGGGAAAAAAUUAUUCUAAAACCUAUUUUUUACAGUCUAGUAAAAUAUUUUUGUUUGGUAUGAGAUGUCAUUUAUUGCUAAGAAAAGUUCAAUCUGAAUGCAAAAUAUUUUGUUCAAAGAUAUCCCUCACCUUACCAUAUAAUGGGAAAUAUUUUGUUGUUGUAGUCAUUCUUAGAAACAUGAUACAAACUUCUGAUAAGCAAAAGUUGAUCCCAGCCUGGUUGUUACCAUUCCCUCCCUUGCCAUGAUCCUGUCCUCCCACUCUCCCUGCUAAUUUGUUGCUGGGUGCCAUCUGGUAAGUCUCUAGCCCUGUGUCACAGAUCGGUAAUUAACUGUGUACAGUGAGUGAGGCUGAUUUACUAUGUACCUAAAGCUACAGUGAAACUGGAAUAAAUAGAAAGCAAGUGCAUUGAAUAGCAGUGAAUUAGAGCAAAGCAGGCUACUGAAGAUGUCUUUAGGAAGAAAUAAUGCCACUUGACUGGUUUUGCUUCUCCACGGGGGAAGAAACUGGGAAUAAAAUUCAUAUUGUGUUCUGCCUUUCUCAAUUAGCUGUCACCUGUUAAAGAUUUCCUGUGUGGGAACAAAUUCACAGUUGUCGUCACUUAAAGAUAAAUUCUGUCAGCUUGCUUCUGCACAUGCAGUACUCUAAUUCUAAACUUCUACACAUGCAAUACUUUAAUAUUAAAUUGGAGCUAUUUUUCCUGUAACUGGCAUUUGAUCACAGUUUCUUAAUCCUUUUGAAAACAAUACACUAUUUUGUACACUUUUAAUAAAGGUUAUCUGAAUUUUGCCAUGGACACAGUUGUGAUUAAAAGCUGAGGAGAUGCAACUAACACAAGUCUGUUGUUUCCACCACCAAGAGAAAUAUCUAUUUAUAUGCUUAGGUUCAAUAACAUAAGUAAUUCUCUAGCCUUAAAAAAGCAGUGAAAGAGUGAUGUUUUUGAGAGACCCUAAGGAAAAAACAUAAUUUUACUGACAGAGCACUAUAGGAAACCCUUGUUGGGUUUUAUACUCAAAAUUCUGUGUUUUCUGCAAUUCUGCUGCUUUGGAACAUGUUAUAGAAUUCACUCCUUGCUGUGACAUUGUGCUCUACCAUACAACGUUCAAUUCUGCCAAGAUGUGCAAUUAAUUCUAGGUUGAGGACAAAGGCCUGAGCUGAGUGUGAGCCAUACUACUCAAAUUCCCUUAAGAUUGCUGCAACCUGAAAUAAUACUUUUCAGAAAUAUGAGCCAAUCCCGUUUUGUUAACUGCUAGCUACUUCUGAAAAUGAAAAAGGAAAAUCUAAAUCUAGUUAAAAUAGAAAUGCAGAAUAUGAUACUCAUAUAAAUAAAUUACAUAAAGCUUUUGA
Numida meleagris (helmeted guineafowl) is the source of this 6430-nucleotide messenger RNA. It is a transcript of the gene NDUFAF4, whose product is annotated as NADH:ubiquinone oxidoreductase complex assembly factor 4. Gene Ontology annotation, biological process: mitochondrial respiratory chain complex I assembly. Gene Ontology annotation, cellular component: mitochondrion. Lineage: Eukaryota; Metazoa; Chordata; Aves; Galliformes; Numididae. The transcript is spliced from 3 exons. The record is from RefSeq and is a predicted model, not a curated record. The coding region runs from base 180 to 701 and encodes 173 amino acids.